Molecule: messenger RNA, 867 nt
Organism: Symbiodinium sp. CCMP2592
Lineage: Eukaryota; Dinophyceae; Suessiales; Symbiodiniaceae
Source: the annotation of a GenBank genome assembly
AUGUUGAACAUGUUGUUGUGGGCUGAAACCACCGGGCAGCUUCUGACUAUACCGCUGCAAGACUGCAUCCUGAAGUUGUACCCACGUCUUCCUCUGAAGUCUGUCGAUGCUACUGGGCUCAUCGAUAUGUUCGUGGCUACGGAGUGGCCUGACGAACUCUCGGAGCGUCCUGGCAUCUACGCCAUCCUCCGCAGCGCGGCAGUCGUGCCAACAGUGCACCUGCAAAACCGUGCACACUUGAUGCUCCGGGCUGGAGACUUGGUGGAAGUGACAGAAGUCGUUUACAACAAAGACGAGAUGAGGCUCCGGGGCCGCAUCGUCAAUCCACCAGGUUGGAUCAGCAUCCUCGACCUGGACGAUGGACAUCGCUGGGCCGAGCGGCAGGAGGACGCUCCCGACGUCGAAGAGAACUUGGUAAGGCUGAUGGUCUUCGUCUUCCUCUGGGUGAGCUGUAUCUUCACCUUGUUGGUGCUGCCUGCACCACCUAUGUCACUGCAGGCGAGAUCCGGCGGUGUUGGCGGAGUGAUCGUCUAUCGGCAAGAGCCCACCCUUUCGCGCCUCUUCGAUGCGCUGUGGAUGCAGAGCCCACUUUUUAGCGGCCUCAUGGUUCUUGUGCUGAUGGUCACGCCUGCGCUGUUCCUUUGUGUUGCAUUUGCAAGAAUCAUGCUUUUCAGACACUUCUUCGACCCGAUUUGGGCCAGGCGACUUUGGUACCUGGAGCAGCUCCUGAAACCCUGGGUCAUGGGAGAUGUCGCUGCGGUGUCCAUUACUUCCCUCUUCCUGUCUAUUCAGGAGCCCUCCACGGAUUUCGUCUUCCUCUGUGUGCGCCUGGCGCAGCCGAUUCUUGGCCACAGCAUGGCCGUGUAA